AUGGCUGAGUAUCUGAGGCUGCCCCACUCCCUGGCGCUGAUCCGCCUCUGCAAUCCUCCGGUCAACGCCAUCAGCCCAGCUGUAAUCCAGGGAAUAAGAGAUGGGCUCCAGAAAGCUGGGUCAGACCACACGAUUAGAGCCAUUGUGAUCUGUGGAGCAAAUGGUUUCUUCUGUGCAGGUGCCGAUAUCCAUGGCUUCAGCUCUCCCUCCCGUGGCCUUGCACUGGGAGACUUGGUAGAUGAGGUACAGAGAUACCAGAAGCCAGUGUUGGCCGCCAUCCAAGGUGUGGCUCUCGGAGGAGGACUAGAGCUGGCCUUAGGCUGUCACUACCGGAUUGCCAAUGCAAAGGCUCAUGUUGGCUUUCCGGAGGUCACAUUGGGGAUUCUUCCCGGUGCCAGAGGAACCCAGCUUCUCCCCAGACUCGUUGGAAUUCCUAUUGCUCUCGACUUAAUUACCUCAGGAAGACAUAUUUUAGCAGGUGAAGCGCUGAAGCUUGGCAUUCUGGAUGCAGUCGUGAAGUCAGACCCAGUUGAAGAAGCCAUCAAGUUUGCUCAGAAGAUUAUGGACAAACCUUUAGAGCCCCGCAGGAUCAUAAACAAGCCGGUCCCAAGCUUGCCCAACAUGGACGGUAUUUUCGCAGACGCUAUUGCCAAGGUACGGAAGCAGUACCCUGGCCGCCUGGCGCCAGAGACUUGUGUGCGUUCGGUGCAGGCCUCCGUGAAGCAUCCCUAUCAAGUGGGCAUCAAGGAAGAAGAAAAGCUAUUUCUGUACCUGAAGGCAUCCGGACAGGCUAGAGCCUUGCAGUAUGCCUUUUUCGCUGAGAAGUCGGCAAAUAAGUGGUCAACUCCCUCGGGAGCCUCCUGGAAGACAGCAUCUGCUCAACCCGUCUCCUCGGUCGGCGUCCUUGGCUUGGGAACAAUGGGCCGAGGCAUCGCCAUUUCUUUUGCAAGGGCGGGCAUCCCCGUGGUUGCCGUGGAGUCGGACCCAAAGCAGCUGGAUGCUGCCAAGAAGAUAAUAACAUCCUCCUUGGAGAAAGAAGCAUCCAAAAUGCAGCAGCGUGGCCAAGCUUCCGCAGGACCAAAAGUCAGCUUCUCUUCCUCCACUAAGGACCUUUCAAGUGUGGAUUUGGUGGUUGAAGCAGUGUUUGAAGAUAUGACCCUGAAGAAGAAAGUCUUCGCUGAACUGUCAGCCCUGUGCAAGCCAGGAGCCUUUCUGUGCACCAAUACAUCAGCGCUGGACGUGGAUGUCAUUGCUUCCUCCACGGAUCACCCUGAGAUGGUGAUUGGCACCCACUUCUUCUCGCCGGCUCAUAUCAUGACGUUACUAGAGGUUAUUCCUAGCCGAUAUACCUCCCCUACUACCAUCGCCACUGCUAUGAGCUUAUCCAAAAAGAUCGGAAAGAUCGCGGUGGUUGUCGGCAACUGCUAUGGAUUUGUUGGGAACCGGAUGUUGGCGCCCUAUUACAACCAGACGUAUUUUUUGCUAGAGGAAGGCAGUAAGCCCGAGGAUGUAGAUGGGGUCUUAGAGGAGUUUGGUAUGAGAAUGGGACCCUUCAGGGUGUCUGACCUCGCAGGGCUAGAUGUGGGUUGGAAAGUUCGCAAGGGCCAAGGCCUUACUGGGCCGUCAGUGCCGCCGGGAACUCCUGCCCGGAAGCGAGGCAAUAGCAGAUACUCCCCAAUUGCUGAUAUGCUCUGUGAAUCUGGGCGAUUCGGUCAGAAGACCGGUAAGGGCUGGUAUCAGUAUGACAAGCCACUGGGUCGGAUUCACAAACCGGAUCCCUGGCUUUCCAAGUUCCUGUCACAAUAUAGGGAAGCACACCACAUUGAGCAGCGCUCCAUCAGUAAGGAGGAGAUCCUGGAGCGUUGCUUGUAUUCCCUCAUCAAUGAGGCCUUCCGCAUCUUGGAGGAGGGGAUGGCUUCUAGCCCAGAACACAUUGAUGUCAUCUACUUGCACGGGUACGGGUGGCCAAGGCACAUGGGUGGGCCCAUGUACUAUGCUGCCUCAGUGGGGCUGCCCACAGUCCUGGAGAAACUACAGAAAUACUACAGACAGAACCCUGAUAUCCCCCAACUAGAGCCCAGCAACUACCUGCGGAAGCUGGUUGCCCAGGGAAGCCCUCCUCUGAAAGAAUGGCAGAGGUUGGCAGGGCCCCACAGCAGUAAGCUGUGAUUCAGUCUUCUGCGUUUUGCCACAUAUGUUGGCAUCUGAUUUCAGUGUGAUUCAUUCCUAACAUUCACAGAGAUCGCUCUCCAGUACAGAUCAUGGCUGGUGGUGGUGAUGAUGACGACAACGACGACUGAUUAGCAAAAGCUCCUUUCUGUUUCUUUCUACCUCAUGAUUCUAUUGGUCAGAUUUCAGGAAUGUGUUUUCUAUACCUCUGCCUGUACUUCGAUCAGAAACACUCAGAGAAUAUGUUCUCGCUACUACGAGAGUUCAUCUCUUUUGGCCUUUUGCCUUGUAUAACAAAAACGUA
Molecule: messenger RNA, 2473 nt
Organism: Acomys russatus (golden spiny mouse)
Lineage: Eukaryota; Metazoa; Chordata; Mammalia; Rodentia; Muridae
Gene: Ehhadh
Product: enoyl-CoA hydratase and 3-hydroxyacyl CoA dehydrogenase
Exons: 7
Coding region: 1-2169 (722 amino acids)
Biological process (GO): fatty acid beta-oxidation
Cellular component (GO): peroxisome
Molecular function (GO): NAD+ binding; (3S)-3-hydroxyacyl-CoA dehydrogenase (NAD+) activity
Source: RefSeq, a predicted model, not a curated record